This is a messenger RNA of Gigantopelta aegis, 996 nucleotides long. Its product is annotated as prostaglandin reductase 1-like. Bases 1 to 996 code for a protein of 331 amino acids. The transcript has 8 exons. Gene Ontology annotation, biological process: prostaglandin metabolic process. Gene Ontology annotation, cellular component: cytoplasm. The record is from RefSeq and is a predicted model, not a curated record. NCBI's taxonomy places the organism in Eukaryota, Metazoa, Mollusca, Gastropoda, Neomphalida, Peltospiridae. Gene Ontology annotation, molecular function: 15-oxoprostaglandin 13-reductase [NAD(P)+] activity; 2-alkenal reductase [NAD(P)H] activity.
AUGGCGUCUGUCAUAGCUCGCAAAUGGUUACUGAAGAAAAACUAUGAAGGGACUCCAAAGAGAGAAGAUUUGGAAAUUAUUGAAGAAGAACUACCUCCACUAAAAGAUGGAGAGUUCUUAGUGGAGGCUCAAUGGAUUACAGUAGAUCCUUAUCAAAGAAUUGUAACUGGAGUCGGUAAUGUAAUAAAAGGAGGACAAGUAGGAAAAAUUAUACAAUCUAAAAAUAAUGACUUUGCAGUUGGUGAUUUAAUUUUUGGAUACUAUGGUUGGUCCAGUCAUACAAUCUGUGAUGGUAAUCCAGUUGGCCAUAUCCAUGGUCUACGAAAACUAGAUCCUUCCAAUCCUGUCCCACCCUCUACUGCCUUGGGUACUGGGGAUGCCGUGCCGGCUACUGCAUACUUUGGCUUUCUUGAUAUAUGUCAGCCAAAACCAGGUGAGACUUUAGUUGUCAAUGCAGCGGCAGGUGCUGUAGGUUCAGCUGUUGGACAAAUAGCAAAAAUCAAAGGGUUACGAGUGGUUGGUUUUACUGGAUCAGAUGAGAAAGUAGCUUAUUUAAAGAGCCUGGGAUUUGAUGCAGCUUAUAACUAUAAAACUAUUAGUACAAUUACUGAUGCUCUUAAAGAAAGCUGUCCCAAUGGUGUUGAUUGUUUCUUUGAUAAUGUGGGCGGAGAGUUUUUUGAGUCAGUUCUUGGUCAAAUGAACACUUUUGGAAGAGUUGCCAUUUGUGGUGCUAUAUCUCAAUAUAAUGCUCUAGAACUUCCUAAAGUUCAUCCAGUGACAACUAUUAUAUUAUGGAAACAGUUGACAGUUAAGGGAUUUAUUGUUACUCGUUGGUUGGACCAGUGGCCUGAUGCCUUUAAAGAAAUGACACAAUGGAUCCAAGAGGGGAAGCUACAAUAUAAAGAAUUAGUGUUUAAUGGUUUUGACUCCAUUUUUGAUGCCUUUAUUUCACUCUUCAAAGGAGCUAAUAUUGGCAAAGUAGUUGUCAAAGUGUAG